Molecule: messenger RNA, 4801 nt
Organism: Perca fluviatilis (European perch)
Lineage: Eukaryota; Metazoa; Chordata; Actinopteri; Perciformes; Percidae
Gene: abcb10
Product: ATP-binding cassette, sub-family B (MDR/TAP), member 10
Exons: 14
Coding region: 519-2708 (729 amino acids)
Biological process (GO): transmembrane transport
Cellular component (GO): membrane
Molecular function (GO): ATP binding; ATP hydrolysis activity; ABC-type oligopeptide transporter activity
Source: RefSeq, a predicted model, not a curated record
ACCGUCAGCCAUUGGAUUCAUUUGUCGAGGAGGAGGAGGAAUCGUACGUACAUAAGAACCAAACCAGGGUCACCUUUCUUGUUUCUACACUUUAAGACUAUUCCCAGGCUGUAAAGGUGCAAUUCUCAGAGUGGAUUAGGUGUUUGUCGAUCUUCGGCAGCUUGUGUUUCCACUUCACCCGCCUGCCAACCAAAUGUUCAGCGACAGAUGACAGUGACAGGCAGGGUGUUGUUAGCAGUUCAUUGAUAAGAGAUAAACUGUGUUAAGGCGGCUGUCAGGCGCAGAUAAAACGGACAAUAACGGUCUAAACUCUGCAAUGUAGCGGCAAGAAGCUCUACAACUGCUCGGCUAUGGAUGCGGUGCUUUGACCUACCGGGCUAUGGGACUAAUGUUUCUCUGAGUGGACUGACUCAACAAGAAACACCUCGACACACCAUCGUUUGCUGAAUCUGACUGACCACUAAGGAACAAAAAUAUUUCUUUUAACUUGAGCUAUUAUCAACAAUUCAACUCGGACGAUGCGGCUUUUAAUUCGCAUGUCAAGGUGCUCACAUGGAGCGCAUUUGUCCAAACUCAAGCUACCACAGCCGAGGAUGCUGUGGCUGGAUCACCGUCUGACUCUCUCCGCUGCUUUCCGGAGGAAGAGACCGUGGACCGGGGUCAAGUCAUCAGUCCACCCGACAACUGCCUUCCCUUUCUGCUCACCCGGGCCCUUCAUGUCUGUCCUGUCCUGCAGUCCACUUAGGGGUCUUUCCAUACUCUGUCCACACACACCGACAGGCCGAGCACGGACAGUCACACACACACCUGUUGCCUUUGCCAGCUCUUCAGCCAGCUCUUCAGCCGCCUCUCCACCUACACCAGCCGGACCAGCGAAGACCCAGACGGACACGGACAGUGAUCAAACACCGACCACGGUUCCCCUGGAGGAUGUUAAAAGGAUUUUGCAACUUGCACACCCGGAGAGAUGGAGACUGGCAGCUGCUUUAGGCUUCCUAACUGUCUCCAGUGCUGUAACCAUGUCAGCGCCAUUCUUCCUGGGUAAAGUGAUCGACACCAUUUACACCACUGGAACAGACACAGAGACAAUGGCAGCCUCCCUGACAUCAUUAUGUAUCAUGCUGACCGGAGUGUUCCUGUGUGGUGGGGCAGCCAAUGCUGCCAGAGUCUACCUCAUGCAGACUUCAGGCCAGCAGAUUGUUCGUAAUCUCCGUGCCGCCCUCUUCUCCUCCAUCCUCAGACAGGAAGUGGCAUUUUUUGACAAGAAUAGGACCGGCGAGCUUAUCAACCGCCUCUCCGCUGACACCACCGUGGUGGGCCGCUCGAUCACUGACAACCUGUCAGACGGGCUGAGAGCCGUCGCCCAGGCAGUUGCUGGUGUCAGUAUGAUGUUCUAUGUCUCCCCCAGUCUUGCAUGCUUUGUGUUGCUGGUUGUUCCUCCUGUGGCCGGUCUUGCUAUAGUCUAUGGCAGAUACCUUCGCUCCAUCUCCAAACGCACACAGGAUGCACUUGCACAAGCCACACAGUUGGCAGAGGAGCGUAUCAGCAACAUGCGGACGGUCAGGGCUUUUGGUAAAGAGCUGUCCGAGGUCAACACAUACACACAGAAGACAGACCUGGUCCUCAGCUUGGCCCAAAAGGAGGCUGUUCUACGAGCUGGCUUCUUUGGAGUGACUGGUCUCAGUGGUAACAUGAUGAUCCUGUCAGUGCUGUACAAAGGAGGGCUUCUGAUGGCCAGCCAGCAUAUGACUGUGGGAGAGCUCUCAUCGUUCCUCAUGUACACCUUCUGGGUGGGCAUCAGUAUUGCAGGUCUGAGUUCAUUUUACUCUGAGCUGAUGAAGGGUUUUGGAGCAGGAGCCAGAAUUUGGGAGCUGCUGGACAGAAAGCCUGAGUUUCCUCUAAAUGAAGGCCUCAUGCUUCCUUCAGACCAGCUGAAGGGUCGGUUGGAGUUCUCUGAUAUCUCCUUUGCCUACCCGACCCGUAAGGAGGCUCCCAUUUUCCAGAACCUCAAUCUGCUGGUCCCAGCUGGUACCAUCAUGGCUGUGGUGGGACCCAGUGGCUCUGGAAAAUCAACCCUCGUCUCACUGCUCCUCAGGCUGUACGACACUGAUGCUGGCAUCAUCACCAUAGAUGGUCAUGACAUCAGAGAUCUGAAUCCCUAUUGGCUCAGGAGUCACAUUGGAACUGUCAGCCAGGAGCCCGUGCUGUUUUCUUGCUCUAUAAGAGAUAAUAUAGCAUACGGUGCAGUGGACCCGGACGCUGUGACCACAGAGGACAUCUACAGGGCAGCCAGAGUGGCCAACGCCUUUAAUUUCAUCCAGACUUUUCCUAAGGGCUUUAACACCGUAGUGGGGGAGAAGGGAGUGCUGUUGUCAGGUGGUCAGAAACAGAGGAUAGCAAUAGCCAGAGCUCUGCUCAAAAAUCCUAAGAUCCUGCUGUUAGACGAAGCUACCAGUGCAUUGGAUGCUGAGAAUGAGUUCUUGGUCCAGGAGGCCUUGGAGCGUCUGAUGGAAGGGAGGACGGUCGUGAUCAUCGCUCACCGUCUGUCCACCAUCCAGAAUGCGAACGCAGUUGCUGUACUGGACCAGCGGCGUAUAGCAGAGUGUGGCCAGCACACAGAGCUGCUAGGCAACAGGCAAGGACUGUUCAGAAAAUUGAUGGAGAAACAGGCAUUUCUGCAAGACGAACAGAAACGGGCACUUCGCUGAGAGGACAGGGACUACAGAGGAGUGGAUGAGGAAGAGGGAGAAACCAGGAGGUGAGAUCAAUUCCUGGAGAAAAGUGGCUUUGAUCUAGAAGGGGGGGGGAAGAUAUUGCCUGGAAUUAAUAGAGAUUGAUAAAAGCUGAAGGAAAGCAGAACUUCAUCUGUAAGGACUACAGAUACACACUAGAGAGAGGAGAACGGAAAACCACUGAGAAACAUUAAAUGGGUUUCUUAAAUGCUGCAGGUGUUUUUACACUGCUGAAAGAACUAUUUGGCACCACGUGAAGAGCCCUUUGGAAAGGAAACAGACAGGGUAAUCCACAGCGAAGACCUAAGAACUGGAACAUGGAUCAGAGAGCUCCUAGAGGUGCUUUAUUUUACAAAUAUCUAAUUAUGCGCUAAAAGACACGGUCUGAAUGAGAGUGAAAAGGAUACAUAAUAUAUCAUAAAUCAUUGUCACUACCAUACUUUUCAGGGAAAGCCAAAAUCCUGUUUUAAAUAGGUUAAUGUAACUGAAUGAAUCUGGUGGAAAUUACUUUCUUUCACUCCUAUGGCACACUGUAGUCUGUUAUCACUUGAUGAUUUUUACAACCAAACCAAAAACAGUCCAGUAUCAUGUAUACAGAACUGCUAAAUGUGUAUUUGUGUCGACAUAUUAUGGAUUUUUAAAACUUGAAGCUUACAUGCAGAGCCUUUUACAGUCAUUUUGGGGUUUAAACCCGCCAAAUGAAGCAGCUAUUUGUGUUGUUGUAAAACAGGACCGAACACUAUAAGGACAUGAAGUUAAUGUAUGCCCAUCUGCCAUGAAAAAUAUUAGUCAUUGUCCACUGCUGAGGUGCUACACAUCUAACAACAUGAUUUCUCUCAUCAAGGAUUUGAUCUCAGUUGAUCAUAUUUACACUGGGAUGGGUUUGUGUUUAGAUUCAGUUAGUUUUUCUUUCUCUGGGUUUAAGUGUCAGCUCUGAAACUGCUCAACUUUACCAUAUUUUAUAUGUCAAAAUAAAUAAAGUGACUUGGGAAAGUUGUUUGAGGCCUGCUAAACAGCCUUUUUCUGGUAGAUGUUCUGCUGCUCUCGGGGAGGAAGGGUACAGGAGACAUGUCAUCAAAGUCAGAGCUGGUCUGUGUCAUGAUCUCACCCCCCCUCUUAACAAGUAUCCCAUUGUCUAAAAUCACUAAUCCUUUAAUUUUUUACUUUCUUGGUCUAAUCUAUAAACGGUGGAAAAAACAGAAACCAACAUUACAACUUAAACAUGUGAGUGUACAGCAUUUCUGACUGUAUACUGUUGACCACUGUGUCUGUCAGUGUGUGACGUGAUCGUCUCUUCCAUGCUCUCUUCAUUGGUCAGUGUUUACAGAGUGUACACUUGGCCAACGUUAAAUUCUAUGUAAACAGCCCUAAAACCACGUACAUGUUAGCCAGGUAAAUAUUAUAGCUGGCUUAGAGGGCCCGGCUAAGAAGUAAGGAUUCUUCUCAGUAAAUAUUUGCCUGGUAAAUGCCCACUUCACUGCUCAGGGGGAGUCUGGAGCGGAGUUUUAACACCAGACAUGCAAAUGCCCUUAGUUUGAAUUCCCCACCGCUCUAAAGGGACUGUAGAUUGGAUUGUUUCUAGAAUUGCUUGUGACUACAACUAGUUGUCUGAUGAGAAGCUCUAAGCAACAUUGCUUUGCAGCACAGCAUAUAUAGAAAUAUUUCCAAAUGAUCACAUAUUAUUUAAGUCUCUGUACUAUAACAAAACUAUAUUUAAAACUAUAUUUCCCAUAUUUGUAUUGUCUAUUUCUUUCUGUCUUCUAUUGUGUAUUAAUAAAUUAUUGAUUGCCUUGGACCUUGUCUCUGAACAUCACAUGUCCAGAGACUUGUGUUGUGGUUCCUGUGGAAGUAAGUUGGUAAUAUUACCAAAACCCUGCCCAUUCAAAUUAAAUAGAAAUAAUUCAUGUUUUGUUAAUAAAGUAAAGUAAACACUGACGGUGCUCGUAAGUUUGCCAAAUAAUGAUACAUCCAUGUCUUUUAACAGAUCACAGAAGACUGAAGGUUGUUAUUUUUUAAACUUGUAUAAGUUAUAAAUAAUAUCACCUAAAUGAUGUAUGAUAGAUUUUUUA